AUUAAAUAGAUCAGUUAUAAUGAGUGUGCGUGGUUAUAGUCCGAGUACCCCAAAUGGAGCAGGAAUACCCUACGGUCAGCCUCAAAUGGGAUACCCCAAUGCGGGUGGUGGCGGCGGCGGACCUCCCCAGAUGAUGGAUCCCAAUCUGCAGCAGCAGCAAAUGGGCGGAGGAUAUGCGAUGCCUCCAGGUGCAUAUAACAGGGGAACAAGGAUGGAACAUGUAUCCAAUAAAACUUUGAGCAACAGAUCCUUCGGAGCCGUACUUCCAGCGACAGCGAGGAAUGAAGAGUUGAAUAGUGGAGUGGUGCGGCAGAUCCAGAUGGACUGGGACAACAGACAGUACCUGGAGGCGAUCACUCUCGGCAUCAAGAAGAUUGCCGACUUCCUGAACAAGUUCAACGUCUCAUGCCACACCCGCCUAGCAUUCCUCAACGAAAGACUCUCUCAUCUGGAACGACAGCUGGACUACAUUCAAGCCAAGGUGCCAAGGAGUAGUGUCGGGCAGAGUGGGCAGUCGCAUACCUGAGGUCAGUCGUCAUCUAUCAAACACCUGACGAUCAUUAUGACGUCACGCAAAAAGGCGCGUUGACUAACCAUGAGUGGUACCUGCAGCGUCUUCUCAAAAUUAACAAACAGAUCUCUAUGCGAAGAAUAUGGAACAAUGCAAAUACUGCGAUGACUCUAAUUGAAUAAUUUUGUUGAUUUUCCAUUUUUGAAUAUUUACUGAGCUCGAAAAAUUCUGAAGCUGCUUCUAAAUUCUAUUUAUGUUUAUGAAUUGUAUCCACCAUCAAAAAUGCCUGCAAAAGAUUUACUAAAAUUUGCGACUUCUUGUUUCACACUUAUUGGCAAAUAGGCAGGCAACAAAAAGUUUUUUUUUGACCAGAAUAAGCUUUAUCAAAAGCAUUUUUGUAAGCUUUAACUUCAUUUGUUGAAAUAUACUAUCAAAAUUUACACGAAGAAACACAUGUUACUUCCAGUUGGUUUUAUUUUGCACCCAAAUCGUUUGCCGUAUUUCAAAUUUUAUAGGUUAUCAUUAGUU
This is a messenger RNA of Symsagittifera roscoffensis, 1039 nucleotides long. RefSeq lists its product as uncharacterized. Gene Ontology annotation, biological process: cell motility; actin filament organization; regulation of actin polymerization or depolymerization. Lineage: Eukaryota; Metazoa; Xenacoelomorpha; Acoela; Convolutidae. Gene Ontology annotation, cellular component: SCAR complex. Gene Ontology annotation, molecular function: protein-containing complex binding. The record is from RefSeq and is a predicted model, not a curated record. The coding region runs from base 20 to 526 and encodes 168 amino acids. The transcript has 4 exons.